Trichomonas vaginalis G3 is the source of this 870-nucleotide messenger RNA. RefSeq lists its product as uncharacterized. The record is from RefSeq and is a predicted model, not a curated record. The transcript has a single exon. Lineage: Eukaryota; Parabasalia; Trichomonadida; Trichomonadidae. Bases 1 to 870 code for a protein of 289 amino acids.
AUGACAAAUCGGAAACUUCUUGUAAUUGCAGAAAACAUAAUUAAAUCACUAAAUGAUGAUACUAUUUCAGCUAAAUACUUUAGGCUUAAAGACAAGCUCAUUGAUGCAAAGAUUCAGAAUUUAAUUCAAGAGAUUAGUACAGAAAACGAAAAAUUGACCAAUAAUAUUAAUGUAAUGAAAAUAAUUAAUGAAAGCCAAACGGUUGAGCAAUGUUAUACAAACUUUACAAGUUAUUAUCAUUCGUUAUUUUUAUCAAAUGCAGACGACCCCAAUAUAGAAUCAAAUUAUAAUUUAAUUGACGAAUACAAGACAAUAAUUAAAGCAUUAAAAGAGCAAAUAUACAUUCUACAAAGCGAAAAUUAUGAUUUACAUAAGAAGUAUGAUGAUUUACACGAGGAACAAACGUUUAAUCUAAACUAUAUUACGAUAAAAGAAAAAGAAAAGCAGAAAAUUCAUAAUGAUUACCAACUAAAUGGCGAUGAAAUGAUAAAGCAGUUAGAUACUCAAAUACAAUCCAUUUCUAAACAAAUUAUAGCCAAUAGAGAAGAAAAUAAUGAGCUUAUGAAGCUAAAUGAGUCAUUUGAUAGUCAUUAUUCUGCAAAAAACUAUCAAUUAAAUCAAAUAUUAGAAAAGUAUAAUGAAAAAGCUAACUCAACACAUGAAAUUAGAAAAAGGUACCAACUUUAUUCAAAGGAUGUUGAGUUUAAGCAAAGCCAAAUUGAUUCACUAAGAAAUUCAGUUUAUAAUGCUAUCAACGGAGCAACUCCCAAACAAAUUGAAAGAAUUAAGAAUUUAGAAGCAGAUAUUUCAUCCAAAAUGCAAGAAAAUAACCAAUUACAGCUGGACUUAAAUAGAAUUACUUUUUCAUAA